Vicia villosa (hairy vetch) is the source of this 1014-nucleotide messenger RNA. RefSeq lists its product as uncharacterized. The transcript has a single exon. The record is from RefSeq and is a predicted model, not a curated record. The coding region runs from base 1 to 1014 and encodes 337 amino acids. NCBI's taxonomy places the organism in Eukaryota, Viridiplantae, Streptophyta, Magnoliopsida, Fabales, Fabaceae. Gene Ontology annotation, molecular function: catalytic activity.
AUGAUAAUAGGAAAUCUGAAUAUUAGAGGAGGGGGCAGUUUGUUGAAGAGGAAAAGGAUUAGUAAGAUUAUUAAGGAAGGGAAUACUGAGAUUUUUCUUAUUCAAGAAUAUAAACUCAACAAUAUGGAUCAAAAUCUAGUGAAAUCUUUGUGGAACAGGGAGAAGGUUGGUUGGUCUUACUCUAGUUCGACGGGUAACAGUGGCGGUAUCACCACUCUUUGGAAGGAGGAGAGUGUGGAAGAGAUAUUCAGCUUUAAAGGAGAAGGAUUUUUAGAAGUGAAACUGUGUAGCAAAGGUAUUUGUUUCUAUGUUGUCAACAUCUAUUCUCCUUGUGCCUUGGAGCAAAAAAGGAAACUGCGGGAAUCUAUUAUUCAGUUGAGAUUGAAAUACUCUGAUGCAGAUUGGGUUCUGGAUGGGGACUUUAAUGCAGUGUGUAUAGCAAAGGAGAGGAGAGGGAGAUCUUUAGUUAAUAGGAAGGCAGAGAUGGAAGGCUUUUCUCAGUUUGUGGAGACUUGUGAAUUACAGGAUGUGCCUUGUAAGGGGAAAUGCUUCUCUUGGUUCAUUGGUGAUGGGCAUGCGGCUAGUAGAAUUGACCGUUUUUUGUUAUCUGAAGACUUAAUAUCUUCUUGGGGAGUAGUGGGACAGAGAAUUGGUAACCGAUACAUAUCGGAACAUUAUCCGGUGUGGCUUAUGGUGGAUAAAGAAGAUUGGGGUCCAAAACCCUUUAUGUUUAAUAAUACUUGGUUUGAGGAUAAGAAUUUUUUACCGUUUAUUGAAUCUGAAUGGAAUAAAUUAAAAGUGGUAGGAAGAAGUGACUUUGUUCUUAAGGAGAAGCUUAGGCUUCUAAAAUAUAGUUUACGUAAGUGGAAUGUUAACGUCUUUGGAAAGGUGGAUUUGGAGAUUAAGGAAGGUGUGGAAGAGAUUAAUGAAUUGGAUGAGUUUGUUAGUUGGUGCAAUCUGAAUCAGCAUGCUGAAGCAAUUCAGAGAAGGAGUGUCGUGACUAGCAGGAUGUGA